Fraxinus pennsylvanica is the source of this 930-nucleotide messenger RNA. The record is from the annotation of a GenBank genome assembly. Lineage: Eukaryota; Viridiplantae; Streptophyta; Magnoliopsida; Lamiales; Oleaceae.
AUGGACUGUACAAUUGAUAAUCCGAUAGAGACAUCGUUCUUCCAAGAAACUGCCUCUUUUGAUCAGAGUCAGAUUAUAGAUAACUCCCAUUGGGUCGACACACAACUGGAAGAAAUACACGAAUUUGACGAGACUGAUCUAUUUGAUUGGUCGGAUCUUUUUAAUACAGGGUUUGGAAAUCCACAUCUAAUGGUAAAUGAGGAACUCAACCAGUUUACACCAACUAUUCUGAACUCGUUUAGUCCUCGUAGUGAGUCAGUGAACUCCUUUACUUUGCAAGGUAAUCUGGACUUUCAGCGUUUUACACCAAAUUGGAACUGCAGCUUCUUCACUCCAUCAGAGACAAAACACUAUGGACUGUAUCAAAACACUCCGGACUGUACCAUUGAUAAUUCGAUAGAGACAUCCUUCUUCCAAGAAACUGCCUCCUUUGAUCAGAGUCAGAUUAUAGAGAACUCCCAUUGGGUCGACACACAACUGGAAGAAAUACACGAAUUUGAGGAGACUGAUCUAUUUGAUUGGUCGGAUCUUUUUAAUACAGGGUCUGAAAAUCCACAUCUAAUGGUAGUCGGUAAAGAGGGCAGCCAUGAACUUUUGACAACUGCACCAACUCCAAAAUCGCUCUACCCGUGCAGUAGAUUAAUUGAUACAUCUCAAGAUUUUCAGUCGUCUACACUAGGAGUGAACUCAUUAACCCCUGUUAAUGAAUUGAUGGAUACAUUUCCAAUGACAUAUAAUGAGGAACUCAACCAGUUUACACCAACUGUUCUGAACUCGUUUAGUCCUCGUAGUGAAUCAGUGAACUCCUUUACUUUGCCAGGUAAUCUGGACUUUCAGCGUUUUACACCAAAUUGGAACUGGUUCGAAGACGGUGCAAUUUUGGAUGACCUGACUUCAUGGCACGCUGUUGCUAAUAAUUUUUGGACUUAG